Molecule: messenger RNA, 1998 nt
Organism: Fusarium graminearum PH-1
Lineage: Eukaryota; Fungi; Ascomycota; Sordariomycetes; Hypocreales; Nectriaceae
Exons: 2
Coding region: 1-1998 (665 amino acids)
Biological process (GO): DNA-templated transcription; positive regulation of transcription from RNA polymerase II promoter by galactose
Cellular component (GO): nucleus
Molecular function (GO): RNA polymerase II cis-regulatory region sequence-specific DNA binding; DNA-binding transcription factor activity, RNA polymerase II-specific; zinc ion binding
Source: RefSeq, a predicted model, not a curated record
AUGCCUACCAAGAAGGUCGAUAGUAGCAUGCGUCGCCGCUGUGCUAUGGCAUGCGAGAACUGCAAACGCCGCAAAGAGCGAUGUGAUGGCAACGUACCAUGUCGACGAUGCGCUGCACGACAUCUUGACGCAGAGUGCCAUUAUUCGAAGUCCCGUGGGGGGUUCUCUUCACGCCAAAAUGCCAACAUUCAACUGAGAAGUCCCCUAGAGUCGCUCACGGACUCAAUCUUGAAUCCUGUGGCCGAGACAAAAAGCCAAACGGCUGAUCAGGCAGUAAGCCAGUCCAUGAGCUUCUUUCCAGACCUGGACACCACAUUCCCCCAUGUUUGUCGCCUAGCGCGUGACGACCAGAGAGGCUCUGUCUUUUUCGGAGAAUCAGCCAACGAGUCUUUCCUUCAGCAAAUCCGCCAACUAGUUGCCCGGACUCUGGGGUCAUGCCCCUUCGUCGAUCAGCCAAUACAAUAUCAUACCUAUCAUGACACCUCCACUUCACCUUUUACAUCAUUGGAUGAGGUUCCCAAGCCCCCACCGAAGCCUAGCCCUGCUCGAGCAAGCUUUCUGUGGCUUGGUCAACACGGCGAAAGUACGAGCCUCUCAACCGCAUUAUGUUACUUGAUUCUGGCAAACGGUGCACUGGCUUGUUCAGAAGAUGAAGAUGCAACCGCCAAUGCAUAUUUCUCUUAUGCAAGGUACCUAACCAAUCUCGAGUUGACUGAGGAACCUAGCCUUGAGUCCAUACUGUGUCACAGCUUGAUCGCAUUCUACCAGCUGAACAUAGGUAGACGAGACGCGGCGUAUCAGUCUGUCGGGCUUGCGUGUCGCGGUGCGUGCUCCAUGGGUAUUCACAGAGUGAACCAGCCAUCAUUGAUGAGCCAUGAGAGUUACGCCUUCCGUGAUCGACUUUGGAAAGCAUUACGGAUGCUUGAUAUCUUCACCAGUGGUUCUUUAGGUCGGCCUGUUUGUACAACAGAGAACCGUAACACCAAGGUUGAGCAGGGCUAUUCUUCCGUUAUCGAUAUUACAGCUAUUCUUGAUGACGUUUUGAGAGAGGCCCAUAGACCUACCAAGCCUAUAAGAAACUUUAUCGCAAGAAUGACUCAGGAACAUCGUUUAUGGGCAGCUCGCAUGCCGCGCGGCCUGCAGGCCGAUGGAUUUGAAUCUGCGGAACUUGGUGAGGGUUGCGAAUGUGUACCCAGCCUGAUACUCUCCAAUAUCAAGGAGUCAUACUACUGGUCGAUUAUGCUGCUGACUCGGCCUGUUCUUCUUGAGCGAGCCUCAACACAGACAAUACGUGUGGGACUCGGCCAAGGUCACUAUGGAGAUCAAGCGGAGGUACCGCCAAUAUCGAAUUCUGACACAGCUCUCGUUUACGCUUCAGUUAAUUCAGCUGUCCGUACCAUUCGCUUACUGCAGUGUCUGCUGUCAAGGGAAGACCUACCCAAACGACUCCCCUUCCCAGUAAACUCGGCUUUCACUGCUGCUUUGACCCUGGCUCUUGCUACCUUUGCAGAUCUGGAUUGCGUAUUUCCGCUGCAAGCCAAUUUGGAAACCGUGGAGAAAAUACUGCAAAGGUUCGAGAAGCAUGACAGCAUCGCCAGGUAUUAUCGGCAUGUCGUGGAACAGCUUCAAUUUACAUGUGAUGAGUAUAUCGAAAAACGGAACAAUCGGAUUAUGGAGAAGCAGAAUCAUAUGGUCGAUGACCUUUUUGGGCGUCUUCAUGAGGAGCCGCUGUUAUCGAAGGAGAAGUCUGGCAGUAUGGAUGUAAGAUGGAUUGACAAACCAGCAAUCACCCAAGAGCCGCUGUCGGGAAGCCCUACAGGUUCUUCAUCGACAAUCUGUUUGACGGAUGAAUCAUUGGCAGGAGCUGACGCACUCGAUGUUAGUGGUAGUUUUCUGGAUCUGCCUUUAGACUUGUCCCAAGGGUCGCAGAUGAGUGAUAUGUAUUUUAUUGGGACUGGCUUAGAUAUGGAGGUUUUGAAUUUCUCCAACUUGGACUAA